AUGUAUGUGUUGUAUUUGAUUUCAGCAUCUACAUCAACCAGUUCAACUGCUUUGCAAUCAGAAAUUCAGUUGACUUCAUUUUCUGUAGAGGAAAAUAAUACUGUAGAGGGAAAUAAUGAAAAUUUAGAAAUCACUUAUAGAGAAGGCACUAAACCCAUUAACGCUGCCAGGAAUAAAUUUGUGAAACUAAAUGCACAAUUAAAGGUCAAACUUUUAAAGUUGAGGGAAAAAUGCAAGAAUCUUAACCAAAAAGUUCGACAAGCUGCAAAAAUAUCUGAAAGUAAAGCCUUUUUAAAAGCUGUUGAAAAAUUGCCCGAACCUGCUGCCAUUUUUACCAAUAUGCAACUAAAAAAGGCAUAUAUCACACCAAGAGGCCGAAGAUUUACAAACCAAGAAAAAAUUUUGUGCCUGACAAUAUAUAAGCAAAGUCAAAAGGGCUAUAAAUUAUUACAAAGAUUGUUUGCAUUGCCUUCAAUACGGACAAUCCAGAAAAUCCUGAGCAAAGUAACCAUUAAGCCUGGAAUAAAUGAUGUUGUUAUGGAACAUCUGAAAAAAGCUGUAAAAAAAUUACCUUUAGAAAAAAAAUUAUGCACACUCAUAUUUGAUGAAGUGGCAUUAAGGCCCGGGUUAUACUACAACACAACUGAUGAUGAAAUUAUUGGUUUUGAGGAUUUUGGCCCUCAGAAAACCGAAAAGAUUGCUGACCAUGCACUCGUGUUUAUGAUUAAGAGUCUGAAAGGCAAAUACAAGCAGCCCAUUGCUUUUACAUUUUGCCAGAGUGCUACUAAAAGUACACAAUUAAAGAAACUUAUUCAAGAUAUACUAAAAGCUGUACAAAGCACCGGCUUAAAGGUCAUUGCCACUGUGUGUGAUCAAUCUUCCACAAAUAUGAGUGUCAUAAAAAGCCUAAUAAAUGACACGAAAAGGAAAUAUUUAUUGGAAGGCAAGGAGUUCAAAAGUUUAUCCUUUGAAUAUAAUGGAAGUAAAAUAUUCCCAGUAUUUGACCCACCACACCUCCUUAAAGGAUUAAGAAAUAAUCUUCUCACAAAAAAUUUGAGAUUCAUUCAGAAUGGUGUCGUUAAAUUUGCUAAAUGGGAGCAUUUGCAAAUGCUGCUGGAUGCUGAUCCUGGAGAAGACGACAUUAGACUAGUAAAUAAAUUGACCGAGAGUCAUGUUGUUCCAGAAAAAAUACCCAAAAUGAAAGUAAAACAUGCAGCCCAAGUGUUCAGUCAGAGGGUAUCCGCUACAAUGAGAUAUUUAGCAAAUCAUGACAUCCUUCCUAAGGAAUGCAUUUGCACAGCAGAUUUAUUGUUAUUGGUAGACAAGCUGUUCGACUCUUUCAAUGGAUUCAGUUAUGAAAGUAGUCAUAAAACAUACAAGUGCGCACUAAGGAGAAACUCGGCCCAUUUCAAGUUAUGGGAAGAAUUACUACCAAUCAUCAGGUCAAUGCAAUUUAGAAUGGAAAAAAAAUUAAGAGAUGGCACAACUUCGAUAAAAUUUGAACAAGUGCCAUCAAUACAAAAUUGGAUUUCUAACAUCAAUGUUUUUAAAGAAAUGUUUUCAUAUCUAAACAAUAUACACAAUAUAACUAGUCUGUUGACAAGAAACAUAAACCAGGAUCCAUUAGAAAAUUUCUUCUGCAAUAUACGAAGUAACGGGGUUCGUAACACUUCACCAACUUGCUCACAGUUUACUAGUGCUUUUAAAACAUUGCUCAUAAAUAAUUUAACCUCAUCACACUCGAUUGGGGCGAACUGCGAGCAAGAUGAUAAUAAAGCAUUAAAACCAUUAAAAAGUUUACUGAAUUAUACUGAGAAGAAAUCAUUAGAACAACCUUCAGAUAAUGUUAACGUGGAUUCCGUAAUAACCCGCUUUAUGCAAACCUCAGAUAUAGAAUAUAAUAAUGCGACAAGUAAAGAGGCUAAGAGAUAUGUUGCUGGCUAUAUUAUAAAAAAAAUAUUCCAAAAAAUAAGUAAAAAAUGCCACACUUGUCGUAUGCAUUUAGUAAGCACAAUGCCUCCGAGUAAUAAAGAUUAUAUAUUAGAAAGAGAUUAUACCAGAAGAUCACUUAAUUAUCCAUCGGAGGCAUUAUGCGAGUUUCUAGAUGAGGUAUAUUUUGUAAUUUUUCGCAGUUCUCUUGUGUAA
This is a messenger RNA of Arctia plantaginis, 2145 nucleotides long. Lineage: Eukaryota; Metazoa; Arthropoda; Insecta; Lepidoptera; Erebidae. The record is from the annotation of a GenBank genome assembly.